Molecule: messenger RNA, 5013 nt
Organism: Candoia aspera
Lineage: Eukaryota; Metazoa; Chordata; Lepidosauria; Squamata; Candoiidae
Gene: F13A1
Product: coagulation factor XIII A chain
Exons: 15
Coding region: 47-2317 (756 amino acids)
Biological process (GO): blood coagulation, fibrin clot formation; peptide cross-linking
Molecular function (GO): protein-glutamine gamma-glutamyltransferase activity
Source: RefSeq, a predicted model, not a curated record
AUCAGGAAGAAUCCUGUGUAACUCUACCGCCUAAUCUGGAAGAAAGAUGCUUUGCACAUCCACAUCCUCCUUUCUCAGGCCUGAAAGGGGAGGUAUCAGUGAGGUAGCUACAAUGACAGAGCCAACAGCCACUGAAAAUAAGAAAACUGCUGGUUUGAGUGGGCGAAGAGCUGUUCCACCCAAUGUCUCCAAUGCAGAAGAAGAUGAAGUACCUGAAGUAGAGACAAUUGGUUUGGUGCCAAGAGGAUUUAAGAGAGAAGAUGUUCUGGAAGUCCAAGAAGUCCAUUUAUUCAGCCGUGAAUAUGAAAUUAAUAAGAAAGAGCACCACACAGACAAAUACUACAAUCUCAAACUGACUGUGCGCCGAGGACAGAUUUUCCAUAUUCAGAUUACAUUCAAUCAUGCAUACGAUCCACAGAAGGACCAAUUCUGGAUUGAAUAUCUUAUAGGGCGAUAUCCACAACAAAACAAAGGCACCUACAUCCGUGUUCCUUUGGUUCAAGAGCUGGAAAGUGGGAAAUGGGGUGCUAAGAUCACCCACAGGGCCAACACUACUGUGGCCCUGAAUAUUAUGCCAGCUGCAAACUGCAUUGUGGGAAAAUUCCGCAUGUAUGUUGCAAUCUUGACUCCAGCUGGCAUUCUCAGAACAAGAAGAAACCCAGACACUGAUACUUACAUAUUGUUCAAUCCCUGGUGUACAGAGGAUGCAGUGUUUCUGGAGGAAGAAAAAGCAAGAGAAGAGUAUGUCCUGAAUGACCUUGGGGUUAUUUUCUAUGGGGACCCUGAAAAUAUAAGAUCAAGAAGCUGGAAUUAUGGUCAGUUUGAAGAGGGUGUUUUGGAUGCUUGCCUAUACUUGAUGGACAGAGCACAACUGGACCUUGCUGGUCGAGGGAAUCCUGUCAAAAUCAGCCGUGUUGGCUCUGCUAUGAUCAAUUCUAGCGACGAUGAGGGUGUAAUUUAUGGGUGUUGGGACAACGUUUAUGAUUAUGGAGUGCCACCAUCAUCUUGGACUGGAAGUGUAGACAUUCUGUUGGAGUAUUACAGUACUAAACAGCCAGUGCGAUAUGGACAGUGCUGGGUCUUUGCUGGAGUUUUCAAUACUUUUUUGAGGUGCCUAGGAAUUCCUGGACGAAUCAUCACUAACUUUUCUUCAGCUCAUGAUAAUGAUGCCAACUUACAGAUGGAUGUGUUUGUGGAUGAAGAGGGAAAAGUGGACCCCAAACUCACAAGAGAUUCAAUCUGGAACUAUCACUGCUGGAAUGAAGCUUGGAUGUCCCGACCUGACCUUCCUGUUGGAUUCGGUGGCUGGCAAGCUGUAGAUAGUACUCCUCAAGAAAAUAGUGAUGGCAUGUAUCGGUGUGGUCCAGCUUCCAUUCAAGCCAUCAAGCAUGGACAUGUCUGUUUCCCGUUUGAUGCACCUUUUGUUUUUGCAGAGGUGAACAGUGAUGUUAUAUAUUCAAAAGCAAUGAAGAAUGGGACUAAAGUGGUUCAACAUGUUGACAAAACCCAGAUUGGAAAAUUAAUUUUGACUAAAGAAGUGGGUACAAAUAAAAUGAAGGACAUCACUGAGCAAUACAAAUUCCGAGAAGGCACUGAAGAAGAAAGACUGGCCCUGGAGACUGCCUUGAUGUACGGUGUUAAAAAAUCUGUAACUGAGGAUAUCUCAUCCAGUGUAGAGGUUGACAUGGAUGUUGUGGUGGAAGACACAACUCUUGGCAGUGAUUUCACUGUCACUAUUACUUUCCGAAACAAAACCCCAAGACGCUACACUGCAACAGCUUAUAUUUCUGGCAACGUUGUGUUUUAUACUGGAGUCCUGAAAACUGAAUUCAAGGAUGACAGCUUUGAUGUGACCCUGGAACCCAUGAAAGUUGAAACUCUUGAGGUGCUAAUCAAGUCGAGCGAGUACAUGAGCAAGUUGCUGGAACAAGCUUCUCUACAUUUCUUCGUCACGGCCCGUGUCAAUGAAGUACAAAAGAUCCUGGCCCGGCAGAAGACUGUUUCACUGAAAAUCCCACAAUUGCUCCUCAAGGUUCCUGGGGAGAAAGUUGUUGGUAAGGACAUGACAGUAAUAGUUGAAUUUCCCAACCCACUGAAACAAAGCCUCACCAAUGUCUGGGUCCGACUUGAUGGCCCUGGUGUGCUAAAACCAGCCUCAAAAUUAUUCAGAGAGAUUCCAAGGAAUUCAACCUUGAUCUGGGAAGAAAAAUAUGUUCCAAAGCAGCCUGGCCUCCGAAAGUUGAUUUCAAGCUUGAAUUGUGAUGCCUUACGACAUGUCUAUGGCGAGCUGGACAUCAAUAUUCAGAGUGCUGUGUAAAGAUUUUCUCCUUUCUUUCCUUUGUUGUUCAGUAAUUCCACAUUUCAUUAUAGGAAAGCAUAAGGUAGAACUGUACUUUCAAAUGCCAUAAUCCAGAAGUUGCCAAAUAUACAUUCUGUGCAUAUGCUUACUAUUUUUUCAGUUUAAUUUUCAGAAGUUUUUCCCCCAAAAUUAUGAAAGAUCAGGUUCAUAUAAACACAUACAUACACAAGUACGCACACAUUCAUUUGUAUCAUGCCUUUCCUCAAAGUUGAUUAGAUAAUACACAUAAUCCCCACUUUUAUCACAAAUGAUACUGUAAAAUCUGUUAAACUAAGGGAUUGCGAUUGAGUACUAAGCCUCGCACUCAUGAGAUUGGGAUUGGGAUUGAGAAUGAGAUUGAUGGCCUAGCAACAAUUUAGACCCAGGUCUCCUACUUCCUGAUCCAACACUCUUUAUACCACCAAACCAUAAUUACAUGGCAUUACAGGUUUACUUACACUGAUUUUCUUUGCUCAACAACUUCUUUGUUGAGGUCUAGCACUGGACUCAUUCUUCUUUGCUCCAAAACUAACAUAGGCAACACUUGAAGUAAUUCAGUUUUUAUUGGUGCAGUGUUGCCUAUGUUAGUUAGUUAGCAGAAAGUUACUCAAGAUGAGUUAGUCCAAGUAAUAGUGUUCCCAUCUGAUAGUAAGAAUUUAUGAAAUAUUUUAAAAUCAGGACAAUUUUAAAAUAUUUCAACCUCUGGAGAAUUCUGAAUUUUAGUUAUAAUUAAAACUUGAUAUUCCAUGGUUUUUUAAAGAGAAAGAAACAGUCCCAUAAAAUGUUCUCUUUGUUGUCUUUUUUUUCCCAACAAGCUCCCAUGUGUGCAAGUGAAAGUUUGAUUCCAGAAACAUAUUUUGAAUUCUUACCUUCCCCGCCCCAUAAUAACUAGAUUCUUACCAGCAUUUUGAGCAUUGAGGACUGAUCUGUAGAAGCCAUCUUGAUUUUAAUGGGGAAGAGUUAGGGAAGUCAUGUGACUUGCUUCAGCACUUCUGUUAGCAGCUCAUAUAUCCAGAGGGAAACUCUAGGAUGUCACUGAGAGUAGAAGCACAGGACACAGAUGCAGCUGUGCCUGCAGUGGAUGAGAUCAAAAUCAGCAGGAUGGUGGAUGCAGUGCCAUGAUACAAGCCCUGGCCUUUUUGAAUGUGCAUGCAGCCUCAAAUGAAGAACUGAUUUUAAGCCUCUUAACAGUGGAUAUAGCUGCUUAGAUGCAUCCCUUUAAUUGGCUUGCCAGCAAUUUCAAUUGCAAAUAUUAUUACGGCUGGUCUCUAAGUCAAAUGAUCUACUGGCAAUCCUUAGGGGAGAAGGUGAAUUUGAUCUAAUUUGGUCCAACGUUUGUUGCAAUACUUUAAGGGUUUAAAUGACACUGCUGCUCGGUUGCUUCCACUUGGUUCCUCCUACCAAUGGGGGUGCAGUUAAACAAAUCAUGAAGGGUCCUGCCAUUGUUUGUCCAUCAGGGUAGCCAAAGCAUUCUGACUUAGGUGAUAUCUAAUUGUGGCUCACUAUUAUUAGCCAUAAACGUGUACAAAUUAUGGGUUGAGCUUGCUAGAACAUCAAUCAGCCAUAACUACUGAAUGCUAGCAGAGGCAUUUAGGAUGACAUAUAAGAGGAUUAAAAUACUCCCACCCUUAAAGUCUACCAUAACUGUCCUCUCAUGGCUCACUGCAUACUUCAUGGCUGUCUUUUGGUAGACAGAUUGCAAGGGGUUAAAUCAAACACUGGAAUAGUUGUGGAGGGAUGCCAUCUAUGCACUGAAACCCUUUUCUUCUGAUCCACAAGCUGCAUUCCUUUGUAGGCAAGAUAAGCAUGGCCAUGCUGUAUUGUUAGGCAAACAGAGAAAGCUGCCCUAGAUUUCUUAUGUCACAGACAUUUACUUUCUUGAAACUUACAAGGUGGCAAUACCUAGCCGAUUUUGACUGAUCUCAAUGAGCUAAGCAGAGUCAUGGUUAUUAUUUGGAUGAGAAGCCACCAGAACAUCUCAGAAGAUGACAAUAGAAAAUCCAAUUCUGUACUGUUACCAAUUCUGUAAGACAAGAGCCUUGUAAGUCUAUAUAGCCAAAAAUCAGGAGGAGUCCAAUAGCACCAUUUCAGAUUAACACAUUUUAUUGAAAAGCAAAUGAGGUAUAGCUCAUAAAAGCUUUUGCCUUUUAAUAACAUUUGUCUGAAAUGGUGCUACCAGACCUUGGCUGUUGCCAAGAAAACUAUAUGGCCAGACUCAUGAAGUUAUUAGCAGUUGAACUUGGCAGGGGAGACUUUACCUUUUCACAAUUAUUAUAGAAAUCAUUUAUUUUGACUUGGAGCUCACCCAUUGUUCCAGAAGAAAAGUUGCUUGUGGAAUGUCUCAAAAUAAUUUAGUUGGUCAUAGAUAACAGCAUACCUUAGAUGGAAUUUGUGGGGAACAACUUGUGAGUUAAGGCCCUAGUUACCCAACUUCAAGUGGUUGUUGAUAGUAAGUCUCUUAAACAGCAUUUCGAUGUGCCAUGAAUUUAUUCCUUAGAGAAAUUAUCUAAUUAAGUGUGCAUUGUUAAUGAAGUCACUCUGCAUGUAAGAUCUGAUUAUGCUGUUUUACACCAAAUUCUUCUACUGUUAAUCUGCUUUUCACUUUUGUGUCUUAAAGGCUCAGAUUUCUCUACUUUAUUACCCCAAACUAAUGCAAUAAAAGAACUACCUUACCU